AUGGAAACUGCACGGAGUCUUUACAGGAAUGGGGUCGACUUUGCUGCCCUUUCGUUACAGUCGCCAGAGUUCGCGAAGCAUCUCAAAUCAAAUGGUCAGUUGGACUUCAACGAUCCAGCAUCCGUGAGAGCGUUGACCAUCACUUUGCUGAAACAAGACUUUCGUUUGAACGUUGAAUUGCCUGAAGAUCGAUUAUGUCCACCGGUCCCUAACAGACUGAACUACAUCCUCUGGUUGCAAGACCUUCUGGAUUCAACAGCAGGCACGAUCAAAGAAGGAUACGAUCCUGACCGAGAAGUAAUCGGUCUUGAUGUUGGAACUGGGUGUUGCAGCAUCUACCCUUUGCUAGGAUGCAGAAUUCGACCUCGAUGGAGGUUCCUUGCGACAGAAAUCGAUGAGAAAAACGCCCGCACGGCUGAACAUAAUGUGAAGCUCAACGAACUCGACUCACGAAUUCGCAUCGUGAGAACUGACCCCCGAGGCCCUUUAUUCCCUCUCGACAAGUUUGAUCUGAAGAGAACCGAUUUCACAAUGUGCAAUCCACCAUUCUACGCAUCCCAAAAAGAAAUGAUACAAUCGGCAGAAGCCAAAUCCGAGAAACCAUCGCAGACGUGCACAGGCGCAGACGUGGAAAUGGUCACAUCAGGAGGCGAGGUAGCUUUCGUGACACGCAUGAUCGAAGAAAGCAUGCAACUACGCACCCGAGUACAGUGGUACACAUCCAUGCUGGGGAAACUGAGCAGCGUUGCGGCCCUUGUCGAGACCUUGACAAAAAACAAUAAUCACAACUAUGCCGUCGCAGAGCUUGUGCAGAGCGUCGCCCGGGGUAUUCCGGGAUUCCCAAAGCACCUUCUUCCCUUUCCGAGUGAUUAUACCUUCACUCUUCCGCCAAAGACAUCCGUCGACACUGCUAGCGCUACUUUAAACAGCGAGCUGGACUCGCUACCAUGGUACUGGGACUGGGACAAGAUUCUCAGCGCUGGAGUGGGAUACACCUCGGAGAAUGUCUGGUCUCGACAAGCACGUCGUAAGAUGAAGCUUUCUGGACAGGAAGGCAUAGAUAUAAAGACUGUCCCAGCGGAGGCAGCGCUUGGAGUCCGUGUUCAGUUGACACUCGGCCAUAGAAACACUCCCGAAACACAAGGGCAAGUACAAGUCUUGAUACGCUGGAUCCAGGGAACGGAUAGCGUAUUAUUUGAGAGCUUUUGCGGGAUGCUGAAGAGGAAGAUGCAGGCAUAA
Molecule: messenger RNA, 1239 nt
Organism: Penicillium maclennaniae
Lineage: Eukaryota; Fungi; Ascomycota; Eurotiomycetes; Eurotiales; Aspergillaceae
Product: DUF890 domain protein
Exons: 10
Coding region: 1-1239 (412 amino acids)
Biological process (GO): rRNA base methylation
Cellular component (GO): nucleus
Molecular function (GO): 23S rRNA (adenine(1618)-N(6))-methyltransferase activity
Source: RefSeq, a predicted model, not a curated record